Molecule: messenger RNA, 938 nt
Organism: Hyposmocoma kahamanoa
Lineage: Eukaryota; Metazoa; Arthropoda; Insecta; Lepidoptera; Cosmopterigidae
Product: zinc finger protein 345-like
Exons: 2
Coding region: 109-813 (234 amino acids)
Biological process (GO): regulation of transcription by RNA polymerase II
Cellular component (GO): nucleus
Molecular function (GO): DNA-binding transcription factor activity, RNA polymerase II-specific; RNA polymerase II transcription regulatory region sequence-specific DNA binding
Source: RefSeq, a predicted model, not a curated record
GAGUCGUACUUACCGCGGAGUAUAGAUAUAGAGAAGGAGCUCCACAAUGAGGCUGUGAAUUUGCAUUUGCUAACAUCUACCGCGCUACUUCAAAACGUUCUCAGUGGUAUGGACGAUGGCAGCGACCAUGGACACAUUUGCCCUCAUUGCGGGAAGAUUUACAAAACUGCGACAACAUUGAACACUCACUGCCUGCUCAUACACCCGCCCAACGAGCAACCCGUGCAAUGUAACGAGUGCUUCAAGGUAUACCCCUCAGCUAUGAGUUUGCAAAAGCAUGUGCAGUAUAUGCAUAAGUUCAAGUAUCGGUGCACAGCAUGUUACAAAAGCUUCGGAACGCCGGAAGUUCUUGAUAACCACAAAUUGGGCUGUUGUAAAUCCGAAACGCUUUGUCCGGAAUGUGGCAAGAAAUGUACAUCCCAGGUGGCUCUGCGUAACCAUAUUGGUUACAAGCACCCCGAAAACACGGAUAAUUGCUGUUUUUCCUGUCGAAGAUCUUUUAGGAGCGUUCGAGGUUUGGCAAAUCACAAUGCCACUGUGCACCCGACAAGCGCGAACGCUUGCUUGUUUUGCCAUCGAACAUUCAAUUCGAAUGCGGCGUUGCAUAGUCACUUGCUGUACAAACACAAGGCGGCGGGCGGCGUACAAUGCGGAGAGUGCCAUAAAAUGUUCUCGAAUCAAGCCAGUCUGGCGCGUCACACGUUAAAGAAUCAUCCGUUCAAAAACAAAAUGUAUGUCUGCGGAGUUUGUAUGUCGGCGUUCGAGGAAGCCAACGAGCUCCAACAACAUGUUACCAAUUCACAUUACGACUAAACGUAACUAGAAAUAAAGUUUUCAUUCAAAUGUCACGUUACCGGUUACCUUAUCUGCUUGCUAUUGCAAUAAUUUUCACGGUUCGAUUUUUUUCUGUUCCUUGAGUAUAUUAUAGUGUUGUAAGG